AUGAUAAGCGGUGGCUUGACAGCAGAGCUGAUCAUAGGCUCCUGUAUUAGCCUCUAUAUUUGGCUCGACGUGGUCAAUCAUGAAGAAUUCGACUUCUCGGCGGACCCGCCAGCAGUUGAUUGGAGUGAUAGCGGGUCGCCGUUGGGUGCCAACGGCCCGUCCUCGCUGGCUUAUUUUGUUGGCAUGAACAAAUGCACGCGAAGCUUUGGCGUGUGCAUUCCUUUAAUCGUGGCUGGUCAAUUGAGUCUUCAAUUCGGACUCUACGUGCUUGGAAGUAUCGGGUUGUUCUGGAUCCCCUUGAAGCAAUGGUUUCGAGUUAGUAUACCGAAUGACCCCAUUAGGAGGAGUCACUUUUUCGUGGCUUUAUGUUUAGAAACCCGCUAUUACACCUUCUAUUCCCGGCUACAUUUUCUUCCUCUGCUUGACUUUGUUAUCACAAUCACGAAUGAGAAGAAGAAUCAUCGUGACAAGGUCACGAAAAACAAGGCCAAAAACAAGACCACGAAAAAUUUGAACGCGAAGCAGAUAUCCGAAGAGAUACUCGAGUCGAGCGAUGACUCCAGCAAGAAAUAUCAGGAUUUCGAAGCAGAACAGCAGGGUUGGUGA
This is a messenger RNA of Talaromyces atroroseus, 606 nucleotides long. RefSeq lists its product as hypothetical. The record is from RefSeq and is a predicted model, not a curated record. The coding region runs from base 1 to 606 and encodes 201 amino acids. The transcript is spliced from 6 exons. NCBI's taxonomy places the organism in Eukaryota, Fungi, Ascomycota, Eurotiomycetes, Eurotiales, Trichocomaceae.